AUGGAGGUACCAAGGCAAACGAUAAGCAAUCACCUAGCUGCUUCGUCUAUUUCCUGGGCAUAUCUGGAGGCACGACUCUUUCAUCGGGUCUGUCAAGACGAACUGGUUUUGUUCAACCGAAGCCUUGAAGUUCUAGGCUCGGCCAACUGUACCCUCCCAACCGUGGCCUAUUGCCGCGCCGUAAAUCGGCUUCUCGGACGGGCGAAUAAUCUAGAACUGGACACAAAUCAGGGCAUGGUGACUGAAAUCUGGCCCAAUAACCGACCAUCAAUCGAUAGGAUAGAAUCUGUUUGUAUGCCUCUCGUCUUCCUCUCCCCCAGCCUGGCCAGAAGGCAUACUCACACAUGA
Messenger RNA from Protopolystoma xenopodis, 348 nucleotides. The record is from the annotation of a GenBank genome assembly. NCBI's taxonomy places the organism in Eukaryota, Metazoa, Platyhelminthes, Monogenea, Polystomatidea, Polystomatidae.